UCUGAUUCCACGCAGUCAACAUCUGUAAACUAAAUCUUAGAAAACUCUCGCAAGGAUUACCAUGACGAGCAUUUGCAGCAGCAAAUUCCAGCAGCAGCAUUACCAGCUGACCAACAGUAACAUUUUCUUGCUGCAACAUCAGCAUCACCAUCAAACGCAGCAACACCAGUUGAUUGCUCCGAAAAUACCUUUGGGUACCAGCCAACUGCAGAAUAUGCAGCACGGUCAACAGUCCAAUAUUGGACCCAUGUUGUCCUCCCAGAAGAAGAAGUUCAACUACAACAACAUGCCCUAUGGCGAGCAAUUGCCAUCGGUGGCCAGACGAAAUGCCCGUGAACGCAAUCGCGUGAAGCAGGUGAACAAUGGAUUCGUCAAUCUCCGCCAGCAUUUGCCUCAAACUGUGGUAAACUCGCUGUCCAAUGGAGGACGUGGUACCAGCAAGAAGUUAUCCAAGGUGGACACACUGCGAAUCGCCGUUGAAUAUAUUCGAGGACUACAGGACAUGCUUGAUGAUGGCACUGCUUCGUCAUCUCGUCACAUCUACAAUUCCGCCGAUGAAAGUAGCAACGAUGGCAGCAGCUAUAACGAUUACAACGAUAGUUUGGACAGUUCGCAACAGUUCUUGAUGGGAGCCACCCAGUCUGCCCAAUCCCACUCCUAUCACUCCGCCUCGCCCACGCCGUCGUACUCCGGAUCCGAGAUUUCCGGAGGGGGCUAUAUCAAACAGGAACUACAAGAGCAGGACCUCAAAUUCGACUCCUUUGAUAGCUUCAGUGACGAGCAGCCAGAUGACGAGGAGCUGCUCGAUUAUAUUUCAUCUUGGCAAGAGCAGUGAAGGGAUCUUACUGAAAGUCCCCCAAAAAAAACAAAUAUUGUACAAAUUGUAAAUACCCGAAAUUGUUGCCUUAGUGAGUGAAAAACCAAGUUCAAAUUUUACAUUAGCCUCUAAGUUGCCCCAUCUUUUUUUUUAUUAUAUUUUAACGCAAUGGAAGACAAUGAUAUAAAACCACGUAUUUUUUUCAUAGUUAUAAGUUUGUUAUAAGCAUGGAAGACACUAAACUAACUACUUUUAAGCCCAAAAUAAAAAAAAAUAUUGAUUAAUUUAA
This is a messenger RNA of Drosophila sechellia, 1106 nucleotides long. It is a transcript of the gene l(1)sc, whose product is annotated as lethal of scute. Gene Ontology annotation, biological process: regulation of transcription by RNA polymerase II; developmental process. The coding region runs from base 62 to 835 and encodes 257 amino acids. The transcript has a single exon. Gene Ontology annotation, molecular function: DNA-binding transcription factor activity, RNA polymerase II-specific; protein dimerization activity; RNA polymerase II transcription regulatory region sequence-specific DNA binding. Lineage: Eukaryota; Metazoa; Arthropoda; Insecta; Diptera; Drosophilidae. The record is from RefSeq and is a predicted model, not a curated record.